AAGACCAAGGGCAGAGAGCUGGAAUAGUACUGGAAGGUGUGUAAAUUUUGGGGAAGGAAGGCUCGUUAUUUGGUGAUUUCUGGGCCUCCGAGCUGAAUUUCAAUUUUGGGGGUACAAAUCUUUUUUUUGGUAUUUUGGUAUAUUCUCCAUCGUUUGACCUAUCUGUACUGUUUUAUGAUGCUCGACAUGAUUAUCUGUCUUCUUUUCAGUAUCUCUCUCUUCUUCAGUGUUUUUUUUGUUGGUUUUCUCAAUGUUAACCUCCCGAAGAUGAAUUCAGAUGAGCUAUAAACAGAAUGCAUUUGAAUUGUAGUUCUCCCAAUGGGAGAUUAAUAAUACAUUCCCGAAGGGCCCGCUAUCGUGGAACUACUAGUUUUCGUAGCCCAGAAUUCUUGGAAAUGUGCUUUCGCAACAAUUUUUUGAUUUUGGGAAUUGGGUUCAUUGCAGCCAAUAAUCAAAUGAAAAAAUCACCACUUCAGUGUUCGCUACGUAAUUUCAAUUAUUUAAACACAAUUUUCGGUGUGAAGAGCUUCUUUCUAGGAUUUUGCAACUCUACACUUUUUCUGAAUCCCUUGGAUAUUUGGAUAUUUGGAUCAACUCCCUUACGUGUAUACUUGGAAGUAAUAGGUUUGACUUCAACGAUUUGUGUUUGGCCAUGUUCGACCUGAUUAUAUUCACAGAUCCUUACUCUAUUCAAGGAU
Messenger RNA from Suhomyces tanzawaensis NRRL Y-17324, 698 nucleotides. RefSeq lists its product as uncharacterized. The coding region runs from base 294 to 665 and encodes 123 amino acids. NCBI's taxonomy places the organism in Eukaryota, Fungi, Ascomycota, Pichiomycetes, Serinales, Debaryomycetaceae. The transcript has a single exon. The record is from RefSeq and is a predicted model, not a curated record.